Lecanosticta acicola is the source of this 1629-nucleotide messenger RNA. The record is from the annotation of a GenBank genome assembly. Lineage: Eukaryota; Fungi; Ascomycota; Dothideomycetes; Mycosphaerellales; Mycosphaerellaceae.
AUGACUCCUACAAUGUUCUCCACAACAAUCGCCCUCCUGGCGCUAGUCGCCAACCUCUCUCCUCUCGCCUUGGCGCACAGCUGGGUGGAAGAGUUCCAGGUCAUCUCCCCGAAUGGCUCCUUCGUUGGCGAGCGCGGCUACUCACGAGGCUUCGUUGCCCGAGACGAUCCAACUUUCACCGGCUUCAGUGAGGAGUGGAUACUGCCUGCCCUUGCCUUGACGAAUGCAGAUGGGACAACACGAACACGCAUCAAUUCGAGCGACAAUCUUUGUCACCCAGCACAACGGACUGCGAACUACACCGCGAAGUUUCCAAAGCUCAAGGUCAGCCCGGGUGACUACGUCGCCGCGAAGUACCUUGAAAACGGCCAUGUCUCGCUUCCAUGGAACAUCACAGGCAAGCCUCCCGGCGGCGGUACUGUUUUCAUCUACGGUACCACAACCCCGUCUCCAGAAGAGAAGAUUGUCGACGUCCUGAAGUGGAACAGCGAAGGUACUGGCGGCAACAAGAAGGGUUUCCUAAUGACUGCUCAGAACUUCGACGACGGCCGAUGCGCUCAGAUCAACUGUGGCAGUAUCUCUCAGCAAAGGCAUAUGCUCCAACCCAACCACAUGGCGGGACAACCGACUUCAACGUUUGAGUCUUGGUGUGAGAAUGAUCUUAAGAUUCCCGAGAACACCCAGGCUGGCACUUUGACGGUCUACUGGAUCUGGCAGUGGCCAACGGAGCCCAACAUGGACUGCAACAACCCUGCGGGCAAGGACGAGUACUACACCACUUGUGCCGACUUUGAUGUUGUCGACAGCUCUGAAAAUCAGAAGAUCAAACAGAUUCCUUUCAGCGUUGGCGCCGGUGGCAACCCACGGUCUGUAGCUGUGAGCAACUACAAGUCUCGGACCGCCUACACGACAUCUCCAUCCAUAAUUAGCAUGCAGGGCACCAAGACUAUGGGCGACGUAGCUUCCCUUGCUACCUCCUUCGUAAGCCAAUGCAGCGCCGAUGCCAGUGUCAAGUCUGGCCUCGUCCUAUGGCCACAGGUGUACGUCCCAAACACUUGCGCUGUGGUGAGCACAUUUGGUGCUGCCGCUGCUUCCUCUGCCGCUGCAGUCUUCAACAAGGCUGCCUCUGCGUACUCGGCAAGCUCAUCCGCGGCAGUCAGCUCUGCCUACGCGGCAGCCAACAUGAAAAUCCCCAAGGAGACCCCAUGGUCGCAGGCACCAGCAUCACAAGGUCAGCAGGCCACUGCGACCACAGCGCCAGCUUCGACUCCGAGCUCCGCCGCAGCUGCGACUUCCACACCAGCGUCCUACAGCAGUGCCUCGGAUGCGGACUCCGUUCAAGUCACCACAAUAACCACUGUGAUCGUCCUGACUUCAACUAUCCCAGCUGGUCAGACUGCUCCUCCCACAACUUCCUCCGCGGACGCUUCUGGCUCCUCGGCGCUCUCAAGCGCUGCCGCCUCAGCACCGUCCAGCGCUGCCUCGGCACCUUCUAGUGCUGCAUCAUCAGUCUCCUCUGAUGUUCCGAACUCCUACAGUAUCCAAACGGUGGCCACUGUUGGCGGCGUAGCUGCCAGCUCAGCUGCUGCCAAGGUCCGACGACACCCUCGUCACUUCGAAGCGAUGUGA